CUCCGCAGUAAAUCAUUCCGGCAGAGCUUCAUAUGCAGGGCCUCCCCCCUUUACCGAUGGCUAUAUUAAUGCCGGAAAAGCUUUAUGAUUGAGUAGGCAUUACCUUUCCUCUGUUGCUAAAUAGUACGGACUGGGUUUUGUUUAUCGAGAAUUAGCGCCGAAUCUCGCAACACAAUCACCAAUCGUCACAAUGGGCAAGAAACCAGCGUCACCUGCCUAUGUCCUAGGUGUGGGAAUGACCAAAUUUAUCAAGCCCCGCGGCAAAGUGGACUAUCAUGAACUUGGUUUUGAGGCCGGCGUCAAGGCAAUGCUAGAUGCCCACAUCAACUACGACGACGUGGACCAAGGCGUUGCAUGCUACGUCUACGGUGAUAGUACCUGCGGCCAGCGUGUAUUCUAUCAGUUCGGUUUGACACAGAUUCCCAUUUACAAUGUCAAUAACAACUGCUCGACGGGCUCCACCGGUUUGGCCAUGGCUCGCACAAUGGUUUCUCAUGGAGCUGCUGAUUGUGUUCUCGUUGUCGGGUUCGAGAAAAUGAGUCCCGGAAGCCUUCAGUCAGUCUACAAUGACCGAGAGAACCCCACAGGGUUGCUGGGAAUGAUGAUGGCCGAGACUAGAGGAAUCACCAACGCUCCUGGCGCAGCCCAGAUGUUUGGCAAUGCUGGUCGGGAGUAUAUGGAGAAGUAUGGUGCGAAGAACGAAGAUUUUGCAGAAAUAGCCCGGGUCAAUCAUGAGCAUUCCAAGCGCAACCCGUACUCGCAGUUCCAGACCGAAUACACCCUUGAGCAGGUUCUCAAGGCGCCUAUGAUCCAUGAGCCCCUUACCAAGCUACAGUGCUGUCCGACGUCGGAUGGUGCCGCUGCCGCUGUCAUCGUCUCCCAGGAAUUCCUGGAUGCUCGCCCACACCUGAAGGAUCAGGCGAUCUUGAUCGCCGGUCAGAAACUGGCCACUGACAACGAGACCCUUUACAACCGAAGUUCAAUUGACCUUAUGGGGUUCGGCAUGGCUCGUGGUGCUUGCCAAGCGGCCGUGAAGGAGGCUGGCGUGAAUGUAAAAGAUAUCAAGGUUUGUGAGUUGCACGACUGCUUUUCCGCCAAUGAGAUGAUAACUAUCGAUGCACUGGAGUUAUGUGAGCCAGGGAAGGCGCAUGAGAUGGUUCGACGGGGUGACAUUACUUAUGGUGGCAAGAUGGUCAUUAAUCCAUCGGGGGGCCUUAUCUCGAAGGGCCAUCCGCUAGGGGCCACGGGCAUUGCGCAGUGUGCGGAACUGGUAUGGCACCUGCGGGGUUGGGCCAACAACCGGUUGAUUGAUGGGACGGAUGCUGCUUUGCAACACAACCUGGGCUUAGGAGGCGCGGUUGUGGUGACUGUCUACAAGCGAGCGGAUGGAAAGGUUGCGGUCCCUGUAUCGUCGGAUGCUGUGGGAAAUAUCACCGGUCUUGGCUACAAUCCGGCUGUCGAAGCCAAAGGCUUCACAGUCGAACAGGCCAAGACGGUUUUGAGUAAAAACCACAGCAAUGAGUGGGCCUUGGCCGACACCCAGGAGAGGGUUCUCGCUCGUUUCUAGUUGAAGGUCGGCGUGCAUGUACGAGAGAUGAUAACCUUGUUAAUACCCACUACUACGAAGUGAGCUGCUAUAACGGCACUUUGAUUUUCCUUUUUUCAUUGCUAUUCGUGUUGUCAAUUUGUGCAUAGUUAUGUUGAACUAAGACGCGGUUAGUAAAUAGUAAUUAUAAAGAAAAUACAGGUCACCGGAAUAUCUUACAGCCGGAUGGAGUAUUUU
Aspergillus alliaceus is the source of this 1783-nucleotide messenger RNA. RefSeq names its product putative sterol carrier protein. Lineage: Eukaryota; Fungi; Ascomycota; Eurotiomycetes; Eurotiales; Aspergillaceae. The record is from RefSeq and is a predicted model, not a curated record. Gene Ontology annotation, molecular function: acyltransferase activity, transferring groups other than amino-acyl groups. Bases 191 to 1567 code for a protein of 458 amino acids. The transcript is spliced from 2 exons.